Hyaloperonospora brassicae is the source of this 2217-nucleotide messenger RNA. The record is from the annotation of a GenBank genome assembly. NCBI's taxonomy places the organism in Eukaryota, Oomycota, Peronosporomycetes, Peronosporales, Peronosporaceae.
AUGAGCUCGAACGACGAGCUCCGAGCCGCGGCCGACAGGUGGCGCUCGACUGCCGUCGCUGGUGUCGCCCCAUGCGCUCUUUUUAUGUCGCAUUCGCCACGUGACGCUCGCCGUCGAGAGCGGCACGUACGUGGCUCUGGGCCUUCGCUUGCGUGUCCGUCGCUGGCCUCUGAGAGCUCGUCGUUGUGUGCGCCGUGGAGUGGCUAUCCAGGACAGUGCGGCUGCUUUGACGGUGGUCGAGGACGCUGCAACGUCUCACCGUACCGCCUCGUGUUUGUGUCGGACCGAGCACGGGCGACCAGCGCGUACCAGCGCUUUUCUUUGCCGCUGUACGGUAUCCGCGACUGGCGCUUCGACUCGAUCUUCUUUGGUACAGCCGAUAGUGCUGAUUUUGAAGAGUUUUGCAUACACGUGGUGCCGUUGCUAGAAGUCUCGAGAGACUUGCAUCGCCAGUUUUGUGGCCUUACGACUCGAUCUGUGCUGAUGGCACCAGGGAAGUCAGACGGACAAGAAGAAUGCCCGCCACAAGUUGCUACUGUACGACUCGCGGCAACUACCACGAGCCGUCGUUUCGAUCGAUCGCCACGUCGACGUACUCGAUGGCGGCGGAGUCUGUUGAGACUUGUAUAUCCAUCCGCAAGUACGAGUAUCGAGCAGUGCAUGUUCCACGUGUUUCACUUUGGCACGGCGGCUACGGGUGUUGUCUGGCUAUACUACUUCACGACGGUGUACGCGCAGCAGUACCUUGGGACCACGCGCGGUCGACGCUAUCGUGUAACACACACGUUGCCAGCUAGUGAGACGGACGGGUGUUUCAGCUCGACGGUCAACGUUGACGCAGACGCGGGCGAUGGAUACUGUAUCGGGAACGUGCCGUUUACGUCGUGGGUCAUGUACGCCAUGAUGAUUUUCAGCGAGUUUCUCAGUUUCGUUGUGGGACUGCUGUUCAAUUUCAGUAUGUGGCGUUCGAUUUGUCGUGGUGCGCGGUACAUGGACGACUUCGAGCUGCCCACUCCCAGGGAACAGUGGCCGAUGGUCGACAUCUUGUUGUGUCACUACGUGGAACCGGUCACGGGUUCGAUGCAGACACUGAAGAACUAUCUUUCGCCGCAGUAUGCGCCCGAGCUCCUCGACAUGUCUGUGCUGGAUGUUGGUUACUAUAAUGGGCCUGAGCAAGACGACGAAAGCUUGAAGACGUGGCUUCGCCAGCACAGCUCUGUCCGUGAACUCCGCAAAGAGGGUGGCAAGGGUGCGCAGCGUCGUGAUUGUUCUGUCGGCUCGCUUUCGGACUACUUCGACUUCCGUGAGCGCGGUAUUCUGAGUGUGACUUUCAUUGGACGAAUGAUGCCCGAUACGCCCCACUCAAGGCUCGAAAACAUAACCAAUUGCUUGUUCAACGAAGGUGCUGACGGCACGUAUGUGCUGAUUCUGGAUAACGACAUGAAGCCGUAUCCGAAGCUUUUUCUUGCGGUGCUUUCGUUCUUCUUCUCGGAAGGCGAGGCCGUCGACGGUGGAGGUCUUCAGUGCAGCGACGAUAUUUCGUGGACCCACGUGUUCGUGGCCGUGAUGGUUUCGACUCGGCAGCUUUUGCCGGCUCGAAUGCUGUGUUCUGUCGCCGAGCCUUCGACUCGAUUGGUGGUAUUCAGUACGAAGAAGCGUUGGGUGAAUGGUGGUGCGCAGAUUCUGCUGAUGCAAAAUGGACGCGAAGUCGACCUGUACUGGCGUCUGCCGCGCGUGCCUGCCCCGGACCCGAAACCGUCCCUUGUGUUCCCGCGCAAGAUGUUUUCUACGACUCGUCGUCAACAUCAACGUGUGGCGUAUGCAGCAGGCAUGGCUUUCGUUGUCGUUCAUUACGAUGAUGACAAUUUUGAGGCCCUCCAGGCGCGCGUGGCGGGGAAGGACAAGUCAAGGGCAAACACGGGUGCUGGUCAGAAGACGUCGUGGAUAGAUAUCACGGACGUGCUUUUAUCCUUCACGCUGCUGUUCAGUCAGCUAGUGGCACUCAUUCGUUUCGUUGAGUACGCGAUCGCGGCGAAUCCGUGGAACUACGUGUCUGCCAUGUUCUGUGGCAUUUUCGUCAUGAGCCAGUUGUACCCCAUGGUCAAGAAGAGUGUUCCCGAGUCCAGCAGCUGGGACCAUACUGCUGCCACCUUUACGGCGAACGCGUUUGGCUCGUUGCUCGUGGUCUACAGUGUGGUCUUCGUGCAGCUAUGGUAA